This is a messenger RNA of Drosophila biarmipes, 6355 nucleotides long. It is a transcript of the gene Nup205, whose product is annotated as nuclear pore complex protein Nup205. Gene Ontology annotation, cellular component: nuclear pore; nuclear pore inner ring. Gene Ontology annotation, molecular function: structural constituent of nuclear pore. Bases 109 to 6297 code for a protein of 2062 amino acids. NCBI's taxonomy places the organism in Eukaryota, Metazoa, Arthropoda, Insecta, Diptera, Drosophilidae. The record is from RefSeq and is a predicted model, not a curated record. The transcript has 11 exons. Gene Ontology annotation, biological process: nuclear pore organization.
CCACAGUGUGUGCAGCACCCAUCCCUGGCAGCCGGCGCCUUGUCGCAACCGAAGCAAACUUGCCGCGUUUUAUUGCCAUUCUGUUCGAGAUCUGCGAAACUAAGUGAAAUGGAUGGUGUAACCGAGGACAUGUGGACGCCGUACAAGCAUAUGUACGGCGUUUUCCAGGCGACGGUGUCCAAUCCCAGUGGCGUCACCACGGACCUGGAGCUGUGCCUCAAGAAGUACAAGCACAGCUUCACCAACUUCCUGCGCAAUCCGGCCAAGAGCGAGAAGAGCCGCGGCCACCUGAGGAAUGCCCUAAACGAGGGCAUCCCGCUGCCGGGGCAGUCGCGGAAGAUAAAGCUCUCACAGGACCUGGUCGACGAGGCCCUCAUCCUCUCAGACAUGUUCGACCUGGACGAGGUGUUCGCCGUGGAGCUGCUCUGCACCGCCCAGCGACAGCAGGUGCACCAUCCAGGUCUGCCCAGGGGCCUGGUGGCGGUGCUCCUCUACUACGACGGCCGGAAGGCCAUCAGCUGCGCCCUGCGCGACAUGUUCCAGACAGUCAGCGGCGUCUCCUGGAGCACUGAGCUGCCCAGGGAGGUCACCUGCCUGGUUACCAACUAUGCUCAGAGUUUAGUGGAGGACUCCAACAUACUGGGACGCCUGCUAGAGCUGCUCGAAGAGAUGGAUGUGGACAAGGAGUCCAUACUGCUGACCAAAAACCGCGCCUUCGGCUCCAAGAAGCACCAGAACCAGGUGCUCGGCCUGUACGAGGACAUCCAGCGGGCAGUGGCCAUGGCCCUGUUCCACUGGUCAGCCCAGCGCGGCCUGCCGCGACCCAUAGCCAUCCGGCUGCUGCAGCAACUGGCCACCCGGAAGACCAACGAACCGGACGGCAACAUCGACGACGUGACCCUGAUCAUGCUGAUGGCUCUGCUGUACGCGUACGACACCUCCGUGCUGCUGGUCAGUGAGUACAUCAAUCCGCACACCGCCCGCCUGCCGAUCCUCAGCGAUCCGGAGUUCGCCAAGGGCUUCCUGGAGGCUCUGUACGCGCAGAGCAGCUGGCAAACCCCGCGCCUGGAUGCCAUCAUCACGUACAGCUUUGGACUCACACUGGCCAGCUUGCGACAUGCCCCAGGUCAACUGCAGGCCGCCGCCCUGUCGGCCAUCAAUCGCGAUGAGAACCUCAUCGACGAGGCUCUAGGAGCCCAGGUCUUUGGUUUCUUCUACCGCCUGCUGCUCGAGAAGGAUCUUGUCUACAGCACCGAGUUCAUCUACCGCCGCGUGCACCUGCUCAUCACGGACUUCAUCGACUUCAUGCACGCCAAGGUGUCGGAGCUGCGCGGCCGGGCGGACGAGUCGGCGCGCACGGUGAUCAGCUUCCUGAACGAAGGCCUCGAGCCGCCGCCCAACCUGGACUCCAACUUCGAGCUGCUGAUGCUGUGCGUGGCCAAGCUGUACGGCGAUCCGCGGGUGAGCAUCAAGCUCUGCAACGAGUACUGGGGCCCGAGCGAUCCCACGGGCUCCACCUUCGGAGUCAUACUGCCCACAGCCUUCAAGAACACCUCGCGCUCAGUGUCCCUGUUCAAGUUCAUCAGCCUGGCCAGCGAGCUGCUGCCGCAGACCCUGUUCAAGGCCUACCUCAAGAUGAUAUCCGGCCUCACGCGCACCGAGUUCGCCGCGCGCUGCGCCUUCAACAUGCUCAAGCUGCCCCAGGUGACCACGGGCACCUAUGCCGUCAGCUGGGAUCACUUCUUCACCACGCUGGCCAACUACUACAAUUUAAUGCGCAACGACUUCAACACCAGCAUCACCACCGGCGGCGAGACCAUCUACCGCAGUCGCUCCGCCCCCAGGAUAAUCACCCAGAGGGAGGCGGAGCACCUGGUGGCCGUCAUGGGCAUUAUUCAGGCCGUGGCCGAGCACGACGAGAUCUCGCGCAUCAUGAUCUGCGAGCAGGCCAACUGGCAGCCGCCCCAGGUGCUGCUGGGCCUGGUGGCCUGCUCCACGCCGCUGCUGCUCAAGGCGGAGAUCCUCUUCACGCUGGCCGCCCUGGCGAAGUCCAAGGAGACGGCGCGCGCCAUCUGGUUCCACCUGGAGGACUCGCAGAUAAUACCCACGGUCCCGGUGUCCAGCAACUACGGCCAGUGCAGCCUCACGGAGGAAAUCGACCAGAACGAGAGUCGCCUGGAGCAGUACAAGCUGACCCGCGGCAUUCUGCAGCUGCUCUACACCCUGAUGACCGGGCACAUGCCCAAGAGUCUGGGCGUGGGACCGCGCAAACCCGGCUACGAUGCCUACCUCAACUUUGUGCUUGAGUCUGUGCUGCUCAAGUUCUACAAUCGGGCGUACAAGGAUCCCGCGGAGAAGUGGCAGGUGGGCGCCCAGUGCCUGAAACUGCUGUACUAUCUGCUGGCCACCUACCGGCCGCGGGCCUCCGACUUCCAGGAGGGGCGCGACGAGCAUCCCUAUCCCGGCUACCAUGUCAUGAUGCAGCUGCAGGUCAAGUCCGAUAUGCUGCAACUGCUGCUGCGCAUCGUGGAGGAGGCGCGUGAGCGGCUGGACGACUACAACCGCUUCCACGGCAAGGAGCUGCUCGAGGAGUGCUCCCUGUACGCCUUGCUGCUGCUCGAGGCCGCGCUGGCCAAGCAGAACGCUUUCUUCGAGACCCACUCGGCGGCCAACUGCCCCAUCAUGCUGUCCGGCCUGAAUCGCAUGCUCCUGGACCUGAAUCCGCGCAGCCGCAAGCCCGACCACGUGCUGAACAUCGUCAAGUUCGUGACCUACAACAGCUGGCUGCCGCGCCACUCGCUGGCCGCCGUCAAGAUCCUGAGCUCGGUCACCCAGCUGCCGAACGUCUCCGCCCAGAUCCUCAGCAUGUACGCCCAGGGCAGCAACGAGAAGCUCGAGAUCCGGCAGGGAUUCGUCGAGUGCCUGGAGAUGGAUGUGAGCGUGGCCAGGCCGAGUGACGAGCUGCUCGACCAACUGGCCCUUAACGAUCAUGUGCCGUUCCUGGGCUUCGGCGACGAUGGCGACAGGGACCGGGAGCGGACUAGGGAUCGGGAGGAUCCCACGGCGGAUUCGCGAAUCGAGCUGCAAUUGGAGGAGGCCGCACUGGAGCGCAAGCCGGCGCGCAUCGAGCUGCAGCUGAAGGAGGCCAUAGUGCAGCUAUUCGAGAUGAAUCUCAGCCAGCAGCUGCCCAACUUUGUGUACUUCCUGCUCGGCGUGGACGUGCUGCGCGACUUCAUGGCCAACGAGAAGCAGCACCUGGGCAUCGAGAUGCACUGCUCCUGCGUGAACUCCCUGGUGCUGCUGUUGGAAAAGUACCUGGAGCAACAACGCCACAGCGAGGAGUACUGCGAGCACUCGGCCAACAUCGUAGAGCGCAUCUACCACCUGUUCCACGGCCUCUGCGCCAACCGCCGCACCACGGAGACCAUCCUGCGCUACUUCCGCCUGACCUGCAACGACUUCCUGCUGCGGCACCUCAACUCCCUGCCCUUCCGCCAGCACCGCCAGGAUCAUGUGCUGCACGCCAUGAGCCACCUGCUCAACUGCGUGUCCAUCGAUGUCAAGCUGGCGGCCACGCAUGGCCAGACCACGCGCUACAACCUGCUGUGCGACAUCCUGCUGAUGGGUAAUGGCACGGAGGCACAGCGCUCGGCGCAUGGCUUGCCCAUGGAAAUUGGUCACAGCCUGAUGACGCCGUCGGCGCCCUUCUUCGCCAUGGACCUGCUGCCGGGCGGAGGAUCGAUAAAUGGCUCUGGUUCUGGAUCGGGUUCAGGACCUGGCGGAGCCGCGGGAGCUGGAUCCACCGCCCUGAAGCCGGCACUGCUGCAGGAGACGUCGCAGGGACUGCAUGCCAACCGAUUGCUCGACUGCCUUGUGCUGGAGGUCGACACCUUGACCCACCCGCAACUGGAGUUCUUCGACACGCAGCUGACGGCUCAACUCCUGCGGGACUGCGAGUCCUCCGCCGAUGCGGGAAGCCAUUCCUCGGCAAGCUUGAUCAACGUGCGCAAGCUGCACGGCAUCCUGCACGACGAGCUGCGCAUGGUGCAGAGCACCAUAGUCAGCGGGCAGCGGAAGGCCAUCUCCUCAGAGAUUACGCUGCUGCUGAAGCACGCCGUCAGCCUCAACCGGGUGCGCACCCAGCGCUGCGCCACACUGGCCUUCAUGGAGGCGUGGGGCCAGCUGGUGCAGGUGCUCUUCAGCAGCAUGCCCGAGGCCGUGCUGCCGGUGACGCUGCGGCGCCAGCACAUCAUCGACAUCAUCGAGAAGAUCCUGAUCAAGGUACAGCCCAUCCAGCCGAUCAUCGAGAUCUCCAUCCAGGUCAGCGAAACGGUGCUGCUGCUGCUGGCCAAUCUGCGCUACUGCUGCUACCAGGUGGAGGACCAGCGCACCGAGGACCAGGCCAACGACGAGUCCCUGGCCAAUGGCAACGGCAUCGAUGCGCAGGCGGCUAAGCUGAGUCUCGGCCAGAGGAGCGAGGCAGCAAGGGAGGCCGGCGCCAACAGCAGCAAUCUGCGCUUCAUCCUCAAGAGCCUCGUCGAGUGGAUUAUGAUCAGCGAGGGGAAGUCGCAGAAGCUGCGCAUCAACUUGUACAGCGCCCUGCUCAACUGCCUUCGUAUAGCCAAGCGACUGCGCUCCGACGAGCAGCUGGAGUACCAGGAAUCGGUCACCUCGCGCCAGGAGAGCUUAGGGUUGAACAACAUCGAGCUGCGGCGCGACGACCGCCAGCGGCUGAAGGCCAUGGCUGCGGACGUGAUCGGAACCUUUGGCGAGAAGCUGAUCGACACCAUCUGCCACGACGCGGUAACCGGGCACGAUGUGUGCCGCAUGCUGGCGCUGGCCUGCCUGGACAUGAUCUCCGAGCUGCAUGCGGUGAGCACGCUGUGCGACUUUGUGGGCACGCGCGGCUACCUGAAGCACUUGCUGGACAGCCUGGGCAAGUCCAGUGAGUCGCUGUGCGCCAUCCUGCAGCCGGUGCCCGAUCACCUGCGGCCGCUCUACGUCUACGAGUCGCGCAUGGCCUUCCUCACGCGGAUGGCAAACACCAGCGUGGGAGCCCGCCUGCUGCUGGCCGAGCGAGCGCUGGGCGUGCUGUCCAAUAUGCGCGUGUACGACCUACAGCCCGACCUCAAGGGCAGCGAGCUGAAGCGCAACGAGCCGCAGUCCUUCCUUCCGGCCGUCGACGAGCGCUUCCGCGCCAUCCUGCUGCCAGCCCUGGCGCUCUGCGAUGCCAUUGUCAACUCGCUGGGAUCGCACAACAAUUCGGCGGCCCUGCAGGUGCUCAACUUUCUGUUCGCCCACAUCGACAUGGUGGAGGCGAUGCUGCGCACGGCCACGCCCUUCAUGGACCUGGGCCACCUGCAGCAGCUGGCCAUCAUCACCAAUCUGUUUGCGCGCACCACCACGCACGAGGUGGCCACGCUGGAGGACAGCCUGGACGUGGAGAACGACCUGGAGCUGCGCAACCGCCUGGGCCGGCUGCAGCAGCUGAUGAUCGUCGUCUUCGGGCGCUUCUCCGUCAGCGAGCUCACCAUUCGGCGCAUGCUGCAGCAGGACCAGGAGCACGGCGACCAGGCCGAGGGCUCGAAAACGCUGCGCGUCAAAUACUUCCUGGACAUUGCCGCCAACCUGUCGCUCUACUGCCGCAACGCGGUCACCAGCCAUGUCAAGGACAGCAUGACCUCCAAGUACCUGCUGACCACCAUGAUCAACGAUGUGACGCCACUCACUGGCAAGAUGGACAGCAAGAAGCUGACGGCCAUCAUGCACACCAUCCUCAACCAGCUGAAGGGCUCCAUUGGCUACUACCUCUCGCAGAAGUCCAUUGCCGACAAUCUGCUCCAGCAACGCGCCUCCCUGCCCAACAUCAGCUUCGGUCCCAACGGCAAGCAAAGCUAUGUGGACCUGAGCCAGCGGCACAACGAGAAGCGCAGCGAACUGAUGCAGGCCGUCUUCAUCGCCGAGCAGAACCUGUAUCUGCUGUGGAUCCACCUGGACUUCUACCUGCGCAACGCCGUCGUCUACGCCAACGAGAACCGCAACGCUAUCAACGAGAGCCUGCUGGACAGCGGCAACAACGUGUCCGUGCUGAAUGCCUCGCAGGACGAGAUCGUGCAGCUCAAGCAGCUGCUCAUCUCCACCUUCAACGAGACCUUCUGCACGCAGCUCAUCACGGCCAGCGAGGACUACACGGUCAAGUGCAGGGGCUUCAACGCCUCGCUGCUGCGCCGCAUCAAGGCGCUCGUCCAGUUCGCCCCGGUCACUGCCAACGGCGACAGUUCCAUCUUCGUCUCGUAGGCGCCGAGCACGACUCUAGUUUAAUGAUUCAAAUAAAGAAGAGUGUUGAUUUUCCUAA